UCUCUUCCCCGUUCCCUCGUAGUUGAAGUCCAGAACUUCAACCGAGCAGCCGAUACCGAAGGAGAGCUUCUUUUAGUCUCAUAAUCUAGGGUUUAAUUCAUAUUUCCUACUCUACUUUUCUUGAAAUUUAAUAAUUUAAAAUUAAAACAUAGGUUUUAUUGCCUUAAUUCAAUAGAAAUUGUAUCAGAUUGUCUCCAAUGGUGGAACAUCAACCCCUUUCUGUAAAAGAUGCUGUUCACAAGCUUCAAUUGUCCCUCCUUGAAGGCAUCUGCAAUGAAGACCAGCUUUUCGCCGCGGGCUCUCUCAUGUCUCGGAGUGAUUACGAGGACGUCGUCACCGAGCGACAUAUCACCAAAGUCUGCGGUUAUCCUCUCUGCAAAAACCCUCUAUCCUUGGAGAGACCCCGAAAGGGUCGCUACCGCAUUUCCGUCAAAGAGCACAAGGUCUACGAUCUGCAAGAAACUUAUAUGUAUUGCUCGUCCGGUUGCCUCGUCAACAGCAGGGCUUUCGCGGGAAGCUUGGCGACUGAGAGAUGCUCGGUUUCCGAUUCUAGCAAGAUUAACGAGGUUUUGAGGUUGUUUGAGGAUUUGAGUUCGAAAGAUAAGGAGAUUUUGGGUGAGGAGGGGAAUUUAGGAUUCUCGAAGUUGAAGAUUCAGGAGAAAGAGGACGUGAACGUGACUGGGAAUGUCUCGUUGGAAGAUUGGAUUGGUCCUUCCAAUGCAAUCGAAGGCUAUGUUCCGAAGAACUGUGGUUCUAAACAUCUCGAGGAAGGGUCUAAACAAAAAAUUGCCAAAUCAAAGAAAGGAAAAGACAAGGUGGCGAAAGAGAUGGAUUUCAAGAGUACUAUCAUCAUAGGGGAUCAAUUUAAAAUUCCAAAAGCACCUGCUGCUUCUAAUGGGUAUGAACAAAAUCUUGGAAAAUCAAAAUCGGGUGAAAGCAGUUGUGUCCCAGAAGAGUGGCUAAGCAUUCUCAACCCAUCUCCUGCUCCAGAGAAGAGUGGUUCUGGGAUAACUGUUAAAGAAUCAGAAGGGGAAAUUAGUGGUAAUGUCCUAAAAGAUCAUGGUAUCCCGGGAAAGACUUUGUCUGGCCAAAAUGUAUCUGAUACAAGUGGUCAAGAAACAAAAAUAAAGUUAGAUGUUGGAAAAACAAUUCAAUCUGGUGAAACCGCAUUGAAAUCAUCCAUUAAGCCUCCAGGUGCAAAGAAGUUAACUCGCAAUGUUACAUGGGCUGAUGAGAGAGAAAGCGGUAAAGUGGGCAAUGACAAUCUUGUAAAGAUAGCAGAAACACAAGAAACUGCUGUUAGAUCAGAUGGUUCAAAUGUGGAGGAUGAAGAUUGUACUUUAUGUUUUGCAUCUGCAGAAGCCUGUGCUAUUGCAUUGAGCCAGGCAGCAGAAGCUGUUGCUUCUGGUGAAUCUGAUGUGUUUGAUGCUGUUUCUGAUGCUGGAAUAGUUAUCAUGCCACAUCCUCCUGAUGCUGAUGAAGGAGAUACUCAGGGGGAGGUAGACGUGCUUGAAUCUGAGAGGAUUCCUUUCAGGUGGCCAAGAAGGCGUGUUGAUUUAGAUCCUCAAUUUUUUUAUUUUGAGGAUAUCUUGUCUGAACCACCAGACGGCUUUAGUAUGAGUUUAUCACCAUUUGGAACAAUAUGGAUGGCUCUGUUUGGAUGGAUAACAUCAUCUACCCUGGCUUAUAUAUAUGGAAGGGAUGAAAAUUCCCAUUUAGAGUUUCAGCUGGUAAAUGGGAAGGAGUACCCCUGCAAAGUUGUCUUUCGUGAUGGGCGGUCUUAUGAGAUCAAGGAAACUCUUGCUAGUUGUCUUUCUCGUGCAUUGCCUGGGCUUGUUGCAGAUGUCAAUUUACCAACACCGAUAUCUACUUUGGAGCAAGGAAUGGGCUGCUUACUUGAUACAAUGACAUUUGUGGAAGCAUUACCAUCGUUAAGAAUGAAACAGUGGCAUGUAAUUGUCUUUUUAUUUGUUGAUGCUCUAUCAGUCUGUAGAAUGCCUGCGCUUAAUCCACUAGUGACAAGUAGGAGGAUGCUACUACAGAAGGUGCUGGAUGGUGCCCAGAUAAGUGGAGAAGAGUAUGAGCUUAUGAAGGAUCACAUCUUGCCACUUGGGCGCCUGCCCCAGUUUUCCACCCAAAGCGGUGGCUGAUGGAAGGCAAAGUAGGAAUUACGGAUGAUAUCCUAGUUUUGCUGCAGGCCUUGUAUUCUAGUGAUGUUAGUAUUUUUACCAAUGUACAGGACAUUGGUAAAAAUUGAGUAGAUGGAAAUUGAGUAGAUGGAAUUACGGGUGCCUAUGCAAUUUGCUCUUACCGGACAAUCUUCAGCAAAAAUUGAGUAGAUGGAAAUCUACUUCUUGCCUAUUGCAGUUUGGGGGGGCGGGUUCUUUUGUUAGCAGUGGCAUAGUGGAGGAAGCUGAAAAGGGUUUUGUUAUAUUAAUAGACAAUACGAUAAGCCCGUUUGGGUGGACAAAGACGUGUAUACUUUUCAUAAUCUGAAGUUAUUGUUUGCCUUUAUGCAUAAAAAAGGGGAUUUUCAUUUACCCCCACAUCAUAAA
This is a messenger RNA of Nelumbo nucifera (sacred lotus), 2555 nucleotides long. RefSeq names its product RNA polymerase II subunit B1 CTD phosphatase RPAP2-like protein. Gene Ontology annotation, molecular function: RNA polymerase II CTD heptapeptide repeat phosphatase activity; RNA polymerase core enzyme binding. Gene Ontology annotation, cellular component: nucleus; cytoplasm. The record is from RefSeq and is a predicted model, not a curated record. NCBI's taxonomy places the organism in Eukaryota, Viridiplantae, Streptophyta, Magnoliopsida, Proteales, Nelumbonaceae.